Clupea harengus (Atlantic herring) is the source of this 1813-nucleotide messenger RNA. RefSeq names its product leukocyte elastase inhibitor-like. The coding region runs from base 248 to 1396 and encodes 382 amino acids. Lineage: Eukaryota; Metazoa; Chordata; Actinopteri; Clupeiformes; Clupeidae. Gene Ontology annotation, molecular function: serine-type endopeptidase inhibitor activity. The record is from RefSeq and is a predicted model, not a curated record. The transcript has 7 exons. Gene Ontology annotation, biological process: negative regulation of endopeptidase activity.
AGUUUCACAUAUUUUCAGUUUAUUUGUUUUAAAAAAAUCACAGUAAAGCUAUAGUGUAAGGCCUAUUACGAAACGUAGGCUACGCAAUGCGAUAGCUAGUCGAGUCAGUGAGAGUUGUGUAACAGGGCGUGUCAAGUAAUAAACUUAUGGGGAGUAAAGUGUAAAUGACAGUUCAGUCUCUGUGUCAGUACGGUGGUAAGAGGACUCCUGAAAGCUAAAAUAACGUGUACAACACAUCGGUCCGACAAUGGAGGCACUGGCAGCAGCAAACGCAAACUUCUCUCUUGAACUUUUCAAGAAGAUCACGGAGAUCACGAAGGCCAAGAACACCGGCAAUGUGUUCUACUCACCACUCAGCAUCUCUUCUGCGUUGGCCAUGGUCUCUCUCGGAGCCAAGGGAAAUACUGAAGUCCAAAUGCAUGAGACCCUGAACCUUAACAAAGUUGAGGGUGAUGUCCAUGUUGCCUUCAACAAGCUCUUCGCUGAACUCAACAAAGACGGAGCCCCAUAUGCACUGAUUCUGGCCAAUCGCCUGUAUGGAGAAAAGACCUACAAGUUUGUUGAGAAAUUCCUUGCUGACACUAAGACACUCUACCUUGCCGAGUUGGAGGAGGUUGACUUCAUCUCAAAUGCAGAGGCGGCCCGAGUAAAAAUCAACAAAUGGGUGGAGAAAAAGACACGAGAGACAAUCAAGGAUCUGUUGGCUAAAGGGAUUUUGGAUACUGAUACAAGACUUGUGCUGGUAAACGCCACCUACUUCAAAGGCGACUGGGACAUGAAGUUCAACAGUGUCCAGACCACUGAAGUACCAUUUAAGAUCAACAAGAAUGAAAGUAAGCCUGUGCAAAUGAUGCAUCAGUCAACUUUGUUCACCUUAACCUACGUCCCCGAUGCCAACUGCCAGAUUCUGGAACUCCCCUAUGAGGGUAAAGACAUGAGCAUGCUCAUUAUGCUCCCAAACAACAUGGAGGACAACACCACUGGACUGGAGAAGCUGGAGCAGAUGCUCACGUAUGACAAACUUGUGGAGUGGACCAGGCCUGACAUGAUGCACACCGUGUGGGUCGAGGUGGGUCUCCCCAGGUUCAAGCUGGAAGAGACCUAUGAUCUCGAGGAGAUCCUGGUCAGCAUGGGCAUGGUGGAUGCCUUUAGCCCCCAGUGUGACUUCUCCGGCAUGUCCUGCGACAAUCUGGUUCUGUCCAAGGUCGUGCACAAGUCCUUUGUGGAAGUGAACGAGGAGGGCACUGUGGCAGGCGCAGCUACAGCUUCCCUCGUGAAUGUGGGCUGUGGCCUGGAUUCCCCAGAGAGGUUCAUGGCGGACCACCCCUUCCUCUUCUUCAUCCGACACAACCCCACACAGAGCAUCCUUUUCUAUGGCCGCUACAGCUCCCCUUAAGCUGAGGCUAGAGUGGUAAAGAAGUCUACAUAGAAAGAUGUCUCAGGAAUGUCUGAAGAGAUCCUGUGUCUGACUAGCUACCUGUAACCUAAAGUCUUACUAUAAAAUAGUCUUAUACUGGAUGCUUUAAGAAUGUUACUCUACCUAACUGUAUGAACCUGGGAGAGGCAGUUGUAACACGAGCACUUCUUGCAGCCAAAGACUGAUCCCUGAUCUCAGGCGCGCGCCCACCCGCAAAGCAGACAGUGCUGCCGCUGUUUUUUUUUUUUACAUUCGAAUAUUAAUUUUCACAUUCGAAAUUCUAUUUUUAACAACUAUUCGAAUACAUAUUCGAAUUUAGAAUAUUCGUUGACAGCCCUAGUGGUUAUUGACUUGUUAUACCAUGUCACAUGUCAAAUAAAUCUACUCGAAAUAUAA